Molecule: messenger RNA, 2772 nt
Organism: Orbilia oligospora ATCC 24927
Lineage: Eukaryota; Fungi; Ascomycota; Orbiliomycetes; Orbiliales; Orbiliaceae
Exons: 3
Coding region: 1-2772 (923 amino acids)
Biological process (GO): mRNA splicing, via spliceosome; spliceosomal tri-snRNP complex assembly
Cellular component (GO): U4/U6 x U5 tri-snRNP complex; catalytic step 2 spliceosome
Molecular function (GO): protein binding
Source: RefSeq, a predicted model, not a curated record
AUGAUGAACAAAAAGUCCUUCCUCCAAAUGGAGGCGCCGGCCAACUACGUCGCAGGUCUCGGCCGUGGUGCUACCGGCUUCACCACUCGUAGCGACAUCGGUCCGGCACGCGAAGGUCCCUCCGAAGAAGCCAUCAAAGCAGUUCUUGCAAAGCGCGCUCAAGCGCUAGGACAGGACGCUACAUCUACGUUCUCGAAGGACAAGAAAGAUGACGAUGACGAUAAUGAUACGGAACGAUACCAGGAUCCUGAGAAUGAAGUCGGAUUGUUCGCUGGCGGUACAUACGAUGAAGAUGACGAUGAGGCGGAUAGGAUAUAUGCGUCUGUAGACGCCAAAAUGGAUAAACGACGGAAGAUUCAAAGGGAAGCCCGCGAAAUCGCCGAACGAGAUGAAUACGAACGUAAAAACCCAAAGAUCCAACAGCAAUUCGCAGACCUAAAACGUGGAUUGGAAACCGUAUCGGAUGAAGACUGGGCAAGUCUUCCCGAGGUUGGGGAUCUUACAGGUCGAAACCGAAGAGCAAAGCAAAACCAGAUCAAACGGUUCUAUGCCGUUCCGGAUUCCGUACUAGCGGGCGCACGAGAUCAAGGUGCAAUGGACACUACAGUUCAAGAAGACAAUGCAGACGGGACGAUGACCAACUUUGCAUCCAUCGGUGCAGCCCAAAAGAAAGUCUUUGGCUCGAGAUUAGACCAAGUCGCCGCUUCAAGUAACGACUCAGCAGGAGGAUCUACAAAUGUUGACCCGAAGGGUUAUCUUACCAGCUUAAACAACAGCGUCAUCCAAUCAAUCACAGAGCAGGAAGUCGGCGACAUAAAGCGUGUACGGUCCCUCCUCGACAGUGUCGUCAAAACCAAUCCAAAGCACGCACCAGGCUGGAUCGCAGCAGCAAGAGUUGAAGAAUACGGUAACAGAAUCGUACAGGCAAGGUCCAUAAUAGCCAAGGGAUGCGAGCACUGCCCGACAAGCGAAGAUGUCUGGUUAGAAGCCAUCCGCCUAAACGAGUCUCAAAACGCCAAAAUCAUCGCCGCAACGGCGGUCAAAAAUCUUCCGAAAUCAGUCAGACUGUGGAUCGAAGCUGCACGACUGGAAUCAGACCCCCGUGCUAAAAAAAGGGUUAUAAGAAAGGGCCUCGAUGUUAUUCCACAAUCUGUCCAGCUAUGGAAGGAAGCCGUGAAUCUGGAAGACGACCCAAGUGACGCUAAGAUUCUACUCGCACGUGCAGUGGAGUUGAUACCCAUGUCCGUGGAGCUCUGGCUCGCCCUCGCCCGUCUAGAAAGCUACGCAAACGCCCAAGCAGUCCUCAACAAAGCCCGUAAAGCCGUACCAUCGUCUCACGAAAUUUGGCUUGCAGCCGCAAGACUGCAGGAACAAGAAGGAAAGGGCGAUGGAAUAGUCUCACAAGUCAUGAAACGUGCUAUCAAACAGCUUUCGGAUGUUUCUGCUAUGUUGAAGCGCGAAGAAUGGAUUGCUGAAGCGGAGAAGUGCGAAGAGGAAGGUGCGAUCUUAACCUGUCAGGCUAUCAUUCGAGAAACUCUUGGGUGGGAACUCGACGAGGACGAUGAUAGAAAGAAAACCUGGAUGGAAGACGCACAAAACUCCAUCGGACGCGGAAGAUAUGAAACUGCCCGGGCAAUCUAUGCCUAUGCCCUUCGAGUAUUCUAUAAUAAGAAGUCUAUAUGGCGGGCAGCUGCAGAUCUUGAAAAGAAUCAUGGUACCAAAGAAGCUUUAUGGGCUCUCCUCGAGAAAGCCACAGAGUCUUGCCCAACCUCUGAGGUUCUAUGGAUGAUGCUCGCCAAGGAGAAAUGGCAGUCAAAGGACGUAGACGGUGCUCGCCGAGUUCUUGGUUUAGCCUUCAAACAAAACCCUAAUAACGAAGACAUUUGGUUGGCAGCCGUUAAACUUGAGGCGGAGAAUAAGCAAUUUGAUGCCGCUAGGUCGCUGUUGAAGACUGCUAGGAACGAAGCAGGUACUGCUAGAGUGUGGAUAAAGUCGGUUGCGUAUGAGCGGCAGCUAGGGGAUAUCGAUGCCGCAUUGGAACUUGUAAACGAGGGAUUGGAGAAAUACCCAAAGAUAGACAAGUUAUGGAUGAUGAAGGGACAAAUCUACCAAGGAGAGAGUAAACUACCGCAGGCGAGGGAGGCUUAUGCCAGCGGUACCAAGGCUUGUCCAUUUUCGGUUCCACUUUGGAUACUAGCUUCAAGGCUAGAGGAGGCCGCCGGCAUAGUUAUCAAAGCGAGAUCGAUAUUGGAUAGAGCAAGACUAGCGGUUCCGAAGAACCCGCAGCUGUGGUGCGAGUCCGUCCGAGUGGAACGUAGGUCAGGGAACAUCCAGCAAGCAAAGACAUUGAUGGCAAAUGCACUUCAACAAUGUCCCAGCUCCGGAUUACUAUGGACGGAGUUGAUUAUGCACCUCGAAGGUAGAUCGCAGAGGAAAUCUAGAAUGGUGGAAGCCAUCCGAAAAGCAGAGAGUGACCCGGUACUCAUCGUCACCAUCGCAAGAAAUUUCUGGGCGGAAAGAAAGUUGGAUAAAGCUGCUGCAUGGUUCGAGAAAGCCAUUGUGGCGGACGCAGAUCAGGGAGAUACAUGGGCGUGGUAUUGGAAGUACCUAUUAGAACAGGGAACAGAGACGAAACGAGCAGAUGUGCUAUCGAAAUUAUCGGUUACGGAACCAAGACACGGUGAAAUAUGGCAGACUAUCGCGAAGGCGCCACAGAAUGCAACGAAGACACCGGAGGAGAUAUUAUACAUGGUAGUUGAGAAGUUGGAGUAG